This is a messenger RNA of Penicillium griseofulvum, 1101 nucleotides long. Its product is annotated as ATP-grasp fold, subdomain 1. Bases 1 to 1101 code for a protein of 366 amino acids. Lineage: Eukaryota; Fungi; Ascomycota; Eurotiomycetes; Eurotiales; Aspergillaceae. The record is from RefSeq and is a predicted model, not a curated record. Gene Ontology annotation, biological process: peptidoglycan biosynthetic process. The transcript has 3 exons. Gene Ontology annotation, molecular function: ATP binding; metal ion binding; D-alanine-D-alanine ligase activity.
AUGCAAGGAUCACGGAAUAUUUCUUCUAGACAUAUAGUUGCAGUUUUAUUCCAAGCAAUUGACCCCCCUAUAAUCAACGGAGUCCGCAAACCACGCAAACCAGGCGGAUAUCAGGAUUCAGGCGCGGAUAUUGCAUACACAUUACGGUCCAGGGGAAUCGAGGUCAUCACGCCCCAGUCCUCCCCUUCCAUUACUCACCAUGAGGGCUGGUGUUUCCCGGAUUCAGAAGAAGGGAUCUACUCUGCAGUAACACAAGGUGCCACACACCUAUGGGCAAAUACCAUCCUAUUCUCUUCCCAUCCUCUCCAAACGGCAUCAUGUCUGGAUAGUUAUGCUCCGACCCUACGGGUCGUAGGCCAACCACCAGGUCUGGUGGAGAAGUUCGAUGACAAGAUGUUCCUGAACGAUAAACUGCGCGCGCAAGGGAACUUUACCUUGCCUCAAUCGUGGGUAGUAAAUGUAGGAGAGGAUGUAGAUGUCCUGCUCCAGUCAAUCCCCAAUUACCCCAUCGUCGGGAAACCGGUUCGUGGUCGUGGGAGCCACGGUGUGAAAGUCUGCCACACUCCACCUGAGCUGAAAACUCACAUCGAAUCACUAUUUAAAGAAUCACCCGUGGUCCUGCUAGAGGAAUUUCUGGCUGGCGAGGAAGUUACGAUUACCGUGAUGCCUCCAUCCCUCGCCCGAGCGGAGUAUUGGAGCAUGCCUCCUGUGGUCAGAUUCAACCACGACCAAGGUAUCGCGCCUUACAAUGGCACAGUCGCUGUUACUGCCAAUUCUCGCGUUCUCACCAAGGAUGAGAUGCGGGAUCAAGCUUACGAGGAGGUGAUGCGUCAAUGUGAGGAGGUGGCAAGUCUCAUCAAGGCUACGGCUCCUAUCCGCAUUGACGCCCGGCGAUUCAAACCUGGGUCGGAGUUUGCUAUUUUCGAUGUCAACAUGAAACCUAAUAUGACUGGUCCUGGUCGACCAGGUCGUGAGGAUCAAGCUAGUCUGACUGCUAUGGCGGCAGCUGAGUAUGGGUGGGAUUAUCCUACCCUAUUGCAGAAUAUAUUGCAUGGAGCUUCGACGCUAGAGACGUUCCGUCAAUAUCGCACUCUUUUAUGA